ACUUUGUUCUUUUUAUGGAUGGCGUAUGAUUCAUUGAAAAGAAAAUCGAAGUGAUGUGACUUUUUUGAAAGCUUUUUUAACUUUGAACUUGAAAACAAGAAACUUUUUGAGGUUUUUGAACUAAUUCAUUGCUCUUCUACAUAUUUCACAUCUCGAGCUUAGUAUCCUGGUGAUUCACGUACCUUUCCCCAUCUUUAAAUGUGCUGGCGUUCUUCGUAGAAGAUAAAUUUCAUUCAUCCAAACAUAAGAUACAGCAUGAAAAGGCCAAUGGAGGCCCGUUGCUGAAAUAUGAGCGCAUCUUUUAAUCCGAGCUAUAGCCCAUACGGUACCUACUACAUGUUCGUGUUGCUCUUCUUCUAAAAUACAUACGUACCUACGUAAGAGGACGACGACGCCGGCGGUGCGCCGCCGCUAAUUGGAUGUUGGUUGGUUCUUGUACGAUGCACAGCACACCUGAACUGCUCUCUCGAGUCUCGAUUCCGAGGUACCUCUAAAUAAGCGCAUCGUCGGCGCAGCGGCGGCGGCAGCGACGACGGCGGCGGCUUCUCUUCCUCGCUAGAGAGUUGGAAAGUUAUUGUCGUAUAGACUUAGAGUUACUUACCUAUGCAUCUUCCUGGUGUAGUGUAAUUACAAGCGCGGAUCGCUGGUCAAAUCUAUCCUCGUGUCGUGGUUGUUGUGUAGGAGUCGAAGAAAACGAAAAAGGAAAAUGAAAAACUGAACGAAAUUCGAUAAAAAACCUUACAAGUUUUUUCGGUCGAUCGCGUAAUUACUGUCGACGUUCGCUUCUACCUAUAAGUAAGAUAACCUAUCGGUUGUGUGUACUUGAAAAAAAAACCAUUAGUUGUGGUUGUUUUUGGACUUUGUGACAAAGGUAUGUGUCGAACGGUGCGUUUAUGCUGGUUCGGGCUUCGGGUAAAUUCGAUUCGCGAUCGUAUGGUUUUUGGAUAUGUCAAAAACGUAUAACAGUUAUCGGAUAAGAAAAAUCGAAUCAAUCGGCAAAAUGACAGUGAUGAGUCAAGAAGAGUUAAUCGUGAACACGAAAACGGUCGUUCAGGGCUUGGAAGCCUUGAAGACCGAACACAAUUCCAUUCUGAGCGGUCUGCAAGAAAUCUCGUCCCAUGUGCAACCAUCGCCUUUGGUCGAAGAGAAACAACACAUGGUGAAAAAAUCGCUAGAUAUGAUCGAACUCGGUCUCGGCGAAGCUCAGGUAAUGAUGGCGUUAGCAUCGCAUUUACAAAUAGUCGAAGCGGAAAAACAAAAAUUACGUACGCAAGUUCGUCGCCUAUGUCAAGAGAACGCCUGGCUUCGAGACGAGUUAGCCAAUACGCAGCAAAAACUACAAGCGUCUGAACAGAACGUCGCCCAGCUAGAAGAAGAAAAGAAACAUUUGGAAUUUAUGGAUUCGAUUAAGAAAUACGAUAGUGAUAUAACGGGUGAUAACGAGUCGUCGAACGAAGCGAAACAAGAUAGACAGAAAAGCGACGAUCCUGUAGUCGAUCUGUUCCCCGAAGAUGAAAAUGAAGAAAGAAAUAAUAUGUCUCCUACACCUCCGUCACAGUUCGCUCAACAAGUAAAUGCCGGUUACGAAAUACCGGCUCGGUUACGCACGCUGCAUAAUUUGGUGAUACAAUAUGCCUCGCAAGGUAGAUACGAAGUCGCUGUUCCGUUGUGUAAACAGGCUUUGGAAGAUUUAGAAAAAACCUCCGGUCACGAUCAUCCCGACGUGGCGACCAUGUUGAAUAUUUUAGCGUUGGUUUAUCGUGAUCAGAACAAGUACAAAGAAGCUGCUAAUUUAUUAAACGAUGCAUUGGCUAUUAGAGAAAAGACUUUAGGAGAAAAUCAUCCUGCUGUGGCAGCGACAUUAAACAAUUUAGCCGUAUUGUAUGGUAAACGCGGAAAAUACAAAGAAGCCGAGCCGCUUUGCAAAAGAGCGUUAGAAAUACGCGAAAAAGUAUUAGGAAAAGAUCACCCGGAUGUUGCGAAACAACUGAAUAAUCUGGCGUUAUUGUGUCAGAAUCAGGGCAAAUACGAAGAAGUAGAAAGAUAUUAUCAACGAGCGUUGGAAAUAUACGAAAUAAAACUAGGACCAGACGAUCCGAACGUGGCGAAAACCAAAAAUAAUUUAGCUUCGUGUUUCUUAAAACAAGGCAAAUACAAAGAAGCCGAAAUUCUUUACAAACAAGUAUUGACCCGAGCUCACGAAAAAGAAUUCGGAACCAUCGACGGUGACAACAAGCCUAUAUGGCAAGUGGCCGAAGAAAGAGAAGAGAAUAAGAAUCGUAGCGCCGGUAAUGCCCCUUAUGGCGAAUAUGGCGGUUGGCACAAGGCUGCGAAAGUAGACUCACCUACGGUCACAACGACGUUGAAAAAUUUGGGUGCGUUGUAUCGUCGACAAGGCAAAUACGAAGCGGCCGAAACCUUAGAAGAUUGCGCUCUGAGGUCUAGAAAAGAGGCUUUGGAUAAUAUCGUGAAACAGACUAAAGUCGCACAAAUCUUGGGCGGCGGAGGUAAUGCCGGAGAUAGAAGGAGUAUCAGAUCGAGUAAACUGAUCGGAUCAAGGGAAUCGUUAGAAUAUGAGACUGGUGCUAAUGAAGAGAACGAGGAUGAGGUUAGUCGUGUGCAAAGAACACCGUCUGAUGUGUUGCAAGCAAGUUUGAAAAAGAAAUUGUUCAACGCGUUAGGAAUCAACAACUAAAAUAUAGUUAUUAUAUUGUGAUAAUGUGUAAUUCUGAGGGUUUCCUCUUUUAUAGGAUUGUUGUGUUACGAUGUCUUUUUUUUUUACAUUUUAUUUAUUUUUAUCUUCUCUUUUCCCUCUAUAUAUUUUUAAAAAUUUUUUUUGUAAAGUGGCUGUACCUACUUUGUAUGUCGUUCGGUAAAACGAACGUUAAAAUUUUUAGAUUUUAAUUUAAACUAUGUAGUGUUACAGGAGCUCAGGGUGUCUGGUGAGUGGAUCUGGAUGUAUUGCUUAGGAUUUAGAUGUGAUUGGGUGCCAUUUUAAGAAACCAUGUUGAAUGAUUGAGUUGCCUUUCUCUAAAAUUGGAGGAGUUCAAUUUGACGUUGAAAUGACAAAAUUUCUGAUAUUUUGCGAAUUGAUUUUCUAACUUUUUUUGUGGUUUGAUUUUCAAUUUUUUUUUUUUUUGGAAAGUGAGAUAACGCAUGAAAAAAUUGUUGUGAAAUAGUGUCGAAAAAAGGGGAUGAAAAUUUGAGUCUGUCUCUGUCCCCCCCCCUCCCAGUGGCCAAAAAUUUAAUUAUCAUCAAUUGGUGACGGUUUCAGUCCAUUCUGGAGCCUAGUGGAAUUUUUGAUUUUCCAAUUUUUAAAAAAUUGCCAUGAAAAAAGGUUAGAAUGAAAUUCGUUAGCUUCCUUAAAGUGUAGCUACACCUCUUCUUGGUCGUUUAGACACAAAUUUUCAAAAUCUGUUUCUGCCCAUUUAAAUUUAAAAAUUUUCAGAACGAUCGAUCGACCCUCUUGAGCUAUUCAGGAGCCUUCGACAAAUGUUUUGAAUUUCUUACAUCUCGAAAAAAACAAAAUGAAAAUCGAAAUUUGAACAGGUAGAAACAGUUUGGGAAAAUUUGUGCAAAAAUCAAUCAAAAAUGGCCGCAAAAAUGUGUAAUCCUGGUUCAUAAGUGCUGAUUUUCAUUUUAGCCCUUUUCAAGUAGGACAAUUUUCUCAAAAUUGAAAAAAUCCAGAACUUUGAUGAAAGGCUCCAGAACCUUUUAAACUACCAUCAAUCGAUUUUAGAGGUGGAAAACAUGUAAAAUAGAAAUCAAACUUUUAUAUUACUCGCUCAAUUUUGAUCAAAUUUUGAUUUUUUUCAAAAAAAUGUGCCUUUUGAAAAUUUUUUUUUCAUAAAAUUUCAGCUUGUGUAAAUUCUCAAAUUUUUUUUGCAGGGCUAUAUCAAAUUUUGAAUGAAAUUGAAAUUGAUCUAUCUUAGUAGUCUAACCCCCCCCCCCAUUUUCACCUCUGUUCAUAUUUGUAAUAAUUUUUUCAACUGCUAAUAAUUCCUCUAAUUUUACUGACAAGAAACAUGUUUUUCGAAAUUUCUUUCGUCGUUAAAGGUAACACCGACCUAUGACUGUACGCAUCCAAAUCUGAAAGCUCGUGAUCCACUUAACAAACACCCUGUAGAAGGAUAAAUUUUGACUGUGUCGUUACCAGAAUUUCAUUUUAAAUGAUUUAUGAAAAAAAAGUUCGGUAUUUUUUGUUAUCGAUAAGCUUUUGUUGGCUUAAUACUUUUUAAAAUUCGUUUUAAUCUCUUAUCAUGUUCUGAUGACGUUUAUCGACUGCGAUUGAUUAUUUUAUUUUAUCAUUUUUACCUUAUUUGUCUCUUGAGGAGAGGAUGAGUGAGGAAUAUUUUCAAUAGACAUACCGACUUAUUGAGAUCGAUUAUGAAAACCAAUCAAUUAUUUUCUGUGAUGAAUUAAGUACCUAUCGAGUAUUCAAUUUAGAAACUGAUUGAUCGACAAUUCAAUUUUGAAUUUACCGUUUUAUAAUUCGAUUUUUCAAGUCUAAUUUUCGAGUCGAUGAUUCAAUCGGUCUUAGGUAACUAAUCGGAAAUAUUUUUCUUGUUGCUAUUCAAAUUUUUUCUGCAACUUGGGUAUAUACGUGCACUUUUUUGAGAAAUCAAAAGUUUGUGCUGCACUAGUCAAAAUUCGUUUAAUUAUGGACUGAGGUAGGGAGUAUUUUCGAAAUUUAGAUUUGAGAUUAUUGCAUAUCAAAAAUAUGUUUUUGAGGAGAUGAAUUGAAGUAUUUUUUUCUCAGCUUAGUUCUACGUAGUAUCCUUUUGAGGUUAUUCAAAUUUAUAGCGAGUUUAUUUUCGUUGAUCGAUUUUUCUUUUCUUCGAAUUCUCGAGUGAAAAAAAGUGUUUUAAAUAUCAAGAUCUAGCUUUUGAUCUAAUUUUACUUCCAAAGUGUUUUUCUUUUUUUCACUUAUUAAAAAUGUAGAUACCAUAUCAACUUACAUAAUAAUUAUUAACACGUCUGUGAUUAUUUGUGAAAAUAAUAUCCAAACAUAUUUUUUUUUAACCAUCGAAAUAACGGUUAUGCGAAUUCUUCGAGCGUGAUUUUCAUCGUUAACAUAUUUUUUAUUUCUGAUUUAUUUAUUAAUUUUUCUUUCUUUAUUAAAGAAGCAUGGAAUUUUCUUCGAUGUACAGUCACUCUACAUUUACAUAAGUAUUUUUAUGUUUGAUUAUUACCUUACCAGUGUGUAUCGACGUGUAAUUUUUAUAGCGGAUUUUCGAUGUUUUCUUUAACGAUUUUGUACGUAUCUAGUAUAGGUAUAUUUGAUAGGUAAUUUUGAAAGUGAGAAUUUUAUGUAUAAUUUCUUUCCUCUGUCGGUAAGUACUGGUAUACGAUUAGUGAUUCCUGGUGAAUUGAGUGUUCAUGGUUGUGUAGUUUGCUGCCAAGUUCAUUGGGUGAUUAAUGCUCAUCGUAUGUACAAGUGUAGAUAAUUUAUGUAUUGUCAAAUUUGAGAUUUUGAAAGGGCGAUUUUGUCAAAUUUUGGAUUUUUUUUGGAUUCAAUUUUUGUGGGUUGAAAUUUUUUUAUUUUAUUUUUUAUUUUUAUUUGAAAGUUGCUUGUGUAAAAUUUCACCUUUUCUGUGUUUAACUUACUCGUAUUUGAAAUAAAGUCAUGAAGUGAGAAAGCUUUGUGACUCGAUUUCUUAAAAAAUGAAGAUUAUUACUGAUCAACGUUGAUCCAGAUAUUCCUUAGAAUUUUCAUCGGAUUAGAUCUAUUCAGAUUUGAUCAGAUUCAAUAUUUUCCUCUUUAAUUCAACACAUCUAAUCAAAGUUGAACAGACCUUUUUGACUUGAUCGGAUCUGGAGAUCUGUACUGAUCAGAUCCGAACAUUCCUCAGAAUUUUGGGCUAGUUUUAGAUCUGUUAAGUCAUGAUCUGAUGCAAUAUUUCUCCCUUAGUUUGGCAUUUCUAAUCAGAUCUGAUAAGGUCUUCUUGACUUGAUCAGGAUGGAUGAGAUCAGAUCUGAUCAGAUGCAAUAAAUAUUUUCCUCCUUGGUUCACUAUUUCUGAUCAGAUCUGAUUAGACCUUCUCGAUUUGAUCAGGUCUGAUCAGAUCCAGUCAUUUCUCAAAAUUUUGGCCGGGUUAGAUUUGCGACCUGAUAAGAUCUAAUAUUUUCACCUUCACCUCCCGGAUUCUUAAUUCCUAUCGAUAGGGUUUGUUACAUUUUUCUCUUGGAAACUUGAGAUUUUUGAGAUAUUUUUGCCUCAGUUUAAAAAUUUUGUUUUUCAUUUUUGGUUGCAAAUAUCUUGAAAAUUUAAUUUUUCAAACCUUCAGACAAAAACUAACCAACUUUGUAUCUAUUUUUUCAAUUUUUUUUAUGCAAAAAAUUAUGGCUCAAUGAUCUUAAUGAAACAUAAUAAAAAAAUUUCAAAAUGUUCGAGUUAUUCUAUUUUUUUUUCAUUUUCAUGGUUUAAGAUAUUCAAUACUUACCACUUGAAUGAAAAAAAAAUCAAAUUUUUCAAACUUCAAUCACUCAAGGGGAUGAGGGGAAGAGGUUAAACAUAAAACAAAAAAAUCAAAAAUUUUUCCUAUACAUUUUUUCCCAAGCUAAAUCCUAUUAAACUUUGAAAAAAUGUUUAAAAUAAAUGAGAAACGACCCGUUUUGGUGUAAGUAUUUUUUUGCCUCGCUUGUAGGAAUUUUUUCAUACAAAAAUUUCGUUUCAGUUCAUUUUUUUGGUAAGAUCCUUCGUUUACCUGAAAAAUUGAUUGAUUUUUUUGUCAAAAAUUGAUUUUUAUGGAAUAAAGCGAACAUUACUUAAUGUACAAAAUUUGAUUUUUUGGGCAAUCAAAGGUCCAACGAAAAAAAAAAUUGUAAUGAGCGAAUUUUCCAUCAGAAAAGUUCUAUCAAGUAGGUAUUUCUCUAAAAAACUUGGUUUUCGAGAUAUUUUUGCUCAAAAUCCAGACGAUGAAGUUCAACUUCUACCUUCUAUCACAAAUAUUUCAAAAACUUUACGUUUUAGUUGAAAACGAAUUGGACGUAGAUAUAGAUAUGUAAGUACCUGAUAAAAAAUCUCAUGAGUUGCAAUUUUUCCUCAUUAAUUUUUUUCUUAAGACUCUUUGUUCGUCGUAGAAAGAAAUUUUUUGAAAAAUAAUAAUCACUUUUUAUGAAUAAAAAGUAAAUUUUUUGGGUCAACAAACAAUUCUAGGUAGUAGGUACCAAAAAAAAAAAUGAAAUUUUUUUAAGAAAGCAAAACUUAUUUUUUGAUAUUCUCUCUGAUUCAAGUUCAGAAGUUCAACUUUUAUCCCCUGCCUCAAAUUCUUCAAAAACUGAGCUUCUUUGUGAAAAAAAAAAUAUUGAAGUUCUUUGGUGGGAAAUUUUACAAUUUAUAAUUUUUCUCUACAUAAUUUUUUUCAAUGCUUCUUCGAAAUCUCAAUUUGAUAAUUCUGUUCACAUUUGUGUGUUGUGAGCUGCUGAAUCACCCGAUGAAAGGUAUCAAACUAUAGGUGCGUUUAUGAUUGUCCGUAACUCUUACGGCUUGUUACAGAAAAGUAAAAAUUUUUUUACUUUUCUGUAAUUUUCUUUGUUCUUUUCUGUAAAACAAAAAGUUACGGUUACGGACAACGUGAACUACGCCAUAAGAAUUCUUGUAUUUUACUUUUCUGUAACAGACCGUAACUUUUAUUACGGUUAGUUACAGACAAUCAUGAACGCACCUUAUAUCGUUGAAAAAUUCGGUACUACCUGACAGUUUUUUUUUCUUCUUCUCAUUGUAUAUAGAGUAUUUAUUUAACAUGCUAAGAAAUGUAUCGUGUUCAAUGACUUAUGCUUAAUAGCGAUAUGCUCUCACCAAUCGCACAAAUUUUUUCUCCCCCUAAUUAUUUACCACUCUCGAUAUACUCGAUAAAUGGACGAUUAGUCAGCCUAUGUUAAGAUUUAUUUUAUUAAAACGCGUCUACAUGACAUUUUAUUAUAAUUCUCGUUUUUUUUUUGUUUUUCUCAUACUAUUUCGAAUAACGCUUUUAUAUUUACGAAUUUUUGAAAAACGAUCGAUGAAUUUGGAGAAAUGUAAUAUAACGUUUUGAAAAAAAAAAAAAUGAUUUUUGUGUUAUUACCUACCUACGUUAACCAGCCUGUAU
Molecule: messenger RNA, 8090 nt
Organism: Planococcus citri (citrus mealybug)
Lineage: Eukaryota; Metazoa; Arthropoda; Insecta; Hemiptera; Pseudococcidae
Gene: Klc
Product: kinesin light chain
Exons: 13
Coding region: 947-2695 (582 amino acids)
Biological process (GO): microtubule-based movement
Cellular component (GO): kinesin complex; cytoplasm
Molecular function (GO): kinesin binding
Source: RefSeq, a predicted model, not a curated record